Helianthus annuus (common sunflower) is the source of this 1406-nucleotide messenger RNA. Its product is annotated as zinc transporter 1. Gene Ontology annotation, biological process: zinc ion transmembrane transport. The coding region runs from base 105 to 1199 and encodes 364 amino acids. The record is from RefSeq and is a predicted model, not a curated record. The transcript is spliced from 3 exons. Gene Ontology annotation, molecular function: zinc ion transmembrane transporter activity. Lineage: Eukaryota; Viridiplantae; Streptophyta; Magnoliopsida; Asterales; Asteraceae. Gene Ontology annotation, cellular component: plasma membrane.
CAUAUAUUAACACAUAUAUAUAGAUGAUAAACACACACAACCUUCUUCGUGAAAACAACUAGAAGUUGUAAUCCAACACAAACAAACAUACCCAUUCAAUCACCAUGACCAUCUCUUCCAACAAAACAUCCAUCUACCUACUCUUUCUUCUUCUUGCACUACUUCCUACCAUGGUAACACCACAAUGCAACAUGGAAGACAAUAGCUAUAACAACACCAACAUACACGAGUCCCUAAAAUACAAAAUAGUCGCAAUCCUAACCAUCCUUUUAGCCGGAGGAAUCGGCGUAAGCAUCCCUCAACUAGGCAAUAAAGUAGAAGCUCUAAACCCGGACAACGACAUCUUUUUCAUGAUCAAAGCAUUCGCGGCGGGUGUGAUCCUAGGAACUGGUUUUAUCCACAUAUUACCGGAUGCUUUCGACCAUCUGGCGUCCCCUUGUCUUCCUAACAGCCCGUGGGGUAAGUUCCCGUUCGCAGGAUUUAUCGCCAUGAGCUGCGCCAUCGGGGCCCUUAUGUUGGACACCUUUGCCACCAGCUUUUAUACAAAGAUGCACUUCAACAAGCAAAAGACCAAACAAGUUAUGGAUGUGGAGACUCAUAGUCAUAGUCAUAGUGAUGAUCAUGUUGUUGAUGAUCAUGCUGGUCAUGUUCAUGUCCAUGCACAUGCCACCGAUGGCCAUGCUCAUGGCUCCGUUUUAUCAUCUCAUGAAUAUCAACUCAUGAGGCAUCGUAUCAUAUCACAAGUUUUGGAGCUUGGAAUAAUCGUUCACUCGGUUAUAAUCGGACUCUCGUUGGGCGCUUCGCAACAUAUAUCCACCAUAAAGUCUUUACUUGCAGCCUUGUCAUUUCAUCAGUUUUUUGAAGGCAUGGGACUUGGUGGAUGCAUCUCUCAGGCAAAAUAUAAAUCUUUGGCAACGGCAAUAAUGGCGAUAUUUUUCUCGCUGACGACGCCAGUAGGAAUUGCGAUAGGCAUCGGAAUAUCGAAAAUUUACAGGGAAGAGAGCACAACAUCUCUAAUAGUGGAAGGAGUCUUGAAUUCUUGUUCAGCUGGGAUACUGAUUUACAUGGCACUUGUGGACCUGCUGGCUGCAGACUUCAUGAACCCAAGGAUGCAGAGUAAUUUGAGGCUUCAGUUAGGGGCAAAUGUGUCACUUCUUUUAGGGGCUGGGUGUAUGUCUUUUUUGGCUAUAUGGGCUUAAUUAAUUAAUUAAUUAAUUAAGAUUAGAUUGACUAAAUUCCCAUUUUUAAUUUUGAUAUAUUAUGGAAUUGUUCAAAGCAACAUGUAAAAAAGGCAAGCAAGUGAGUAGGUUCAUUCAAGUAGCAUCCAGCAUUUGAAGUGGAGGACAUUGGAAUCAAAUUAUGUAAACAAAGCAUUUACUCUUUUGACCAAAUAUCAUUUUAAUUAA